AAAUGCAGACGAUUGAUUUAUGCUGAUUGACAAGACGAGUGCUCUUCAGUCAUUUAUGAAUUUGUUUUACAACGUAUAUUGAUUGAUUUUUAUGAUUUUAAAAUUUACUUUGAUUUAUCAGUCAUUGAUUAUUGUUGCAUUAGCAAAAUACGAAGUGCAAGUGAGAUGGGUAUUAAUUUUCUCAUACGUAUGGAGGUACAUUGUAUAUCGCAGAAUAAUGACCCCGGCAUUCCUUUGAUCUUUGUAAUAACCGUGGUAGAAUUCUGUUUAAUACACAGGUUGUUUUCGCAAUGUCAAGCAAGACAUAGAGAAUCUACUUAUACGCAAAUCACUGUUGUAAAAAAGCAAUACAUUCUCUGUAUGAUAUUUGAAUAAUAUAGACUAAAUUUUGCCUUUUUUCUCAGAUCGCUUGAUCCGGCUCUCAAUGCAAAAAAAAAAAACAAAAACAAAAAAACCUGAAAAUUUAUCAGAUUACAUCACCUCGCAUCGCAAUAUAUAUUCAUAGGCGAAAAUGUUGCAUACAAAGAUAAGUUUUUAAAAAAGCUUUGAUGAAAAUAAACGCCGCAAAUUAUUGCAUUUCCUGAUAUUUGAAAACUGUUUUGUGCCGUGUCCAAGACUAAACUUCUCAAUCUCGGUCGGAGCAACUUCAAAAUAUAUCUUAAAUGCAUUGCAUGCGUGGCCGACACAUAUUUUCUGUUAUGAAGUUCGUAGCAAACUUUAUCUUCAAUAACUUUGUAAAAAGGCUCCGUAGAACUAAGAUAUAUGUACAUUGUAGCUGAUUGUCUUCACAUUUCGACGCUUCGUCGUACAUGUAGCUGCCAUUUGUAUUUUUUGAGUGUGUAUGUAUAUUUUGAUAAUCGAAGAAUAGUACUUGUCUUUUUGCAUUAAAUUAUAAGGAAAGAGUUUAAUUUUAUGGCAUAUAAUGCCAUAUAACCUGGUUUGGGUCAGUUUACGCUUUUAUAUAACCCGCUUCGCGAAUUAUAAAACAUAAACUGACCCAAACUACAUGUAGAAUACCUGCAAUAUGCCCCGAAAUUAAAUUCAUUCCUUUGAUAAUUUUCAUCGUUGCUUUGUACUUCUUUAAGUGUGAAUCGUGACAGCAAUUACUCUACUCAAUUACUCUAACACUAUUCUGUAACAUCGCAUCCAAUUCAAAUUAUGAUUAUGAAAUGGAGAGCCGAUGUAGGAGCGUUCACGUUAUAUAGUUUUAAUUGCAUGCUGCCCGGGUGAGGCACCUGUAUGGUGUAUUAUUAUAGUAAACAGGGUGAUCUAUAAAAUAUUGAUCGCUUACAGAUAUACAUGUAAAUGGAUCAAAAGUUUGUGAUCAAAUUACAUGACAACGUUUGCCGGGUUCUCAAGAAUAUGCCACUGUGCGAGAUGUUCGUUUCCUUUUCUAAUUGAACUAAAUGAAAUAGUUCCAUUAGUUAAUUGGACAAUGGCUUGCUCCGACGCCAUAUUGUCGUUGUGUUAGACGGGAUAUUGACGUGAACUUCUGUCGGGAUUUUAAAAAUGUUUUAAUCAGUGAAAAGGAAACCUGCGCUAAAAGACUUAAUAUUUAGAAAAGUGUUUUCUUAUAUAUCUUAUUAGUGUUCCAUUACAAACCCGCCCUUGCGAAAAAUUAAUUAGAGCAUGUGUAGUUCAUUUAUUGCUUGAUGCUAAAAAUACUUCACCCCUGUAAAUCAGUUUGAUUUUAAGAAACGUCUAUGGAAAUGUGACGGUCUUGUAAUUACGUUAGUGAAUUAUUGAUGGUAUUCUCGGAUUUGUAAACACGCGGAACCUAAUUGAUAAUUGACCCUGUGAAUAGAACAUCUCCGGGGGUAUAACUGCUCACACUGGAAGUAGACAUGCACAUAAUAUUAUCUUCGAUGAUUCGGGCUCCACCGCCGCGUACAACUUGCGCCUUUAAUAUUACAAUCUACUUAACGUGAUGGAAUAAUGAUGUGGCGUGUCUGAAUGUCGUAAAUCUAAUUUACGCUAACCUCCAACCUCCGCCUGUAAAAUCCCUCUCCUGCGAUGGAUUCACAUUUCAAUGGAUACAAUCUGUGAUUCCAUGGUAUACAAUAAUACCCACGGAACUUCGAAUGUAGCUGAACUUCCGUGAAAAUGAACACUACCGAGUGUCCCGGUCACAGCGAAGAGAUCCACUGCGAAGAGGAUGACGGUAGACCAGGGUGUCCGAUGGCUAGGUCCGACAUCAUCGUCAUCACCAUGCUGGCAGUCUUCAGUGUCAUUGGUAUCAUUGGUAACGGAAUCGUCAUUUUCGUCUACACGAAAAAGAAGGACAAACUCACGUCAUCAGUCUUUAUUCUUGGAUUAGCUGUGUAUGAUUUCUUGACCUGUUCCAUUAUUAUACCCUACACAGCCUGCAUGAUCUAUUUGAGGUUUAUGAUUUCGUACGAUGCCUUGUGCAAGAUUUACAUGUUCCUGAUUACAUUCAGCGUGCCGUUAUCGGCCUUCCUUAUGGUGGCGAUUGCAGUGGACCGUUACCUCUGUAUCUGUCAUCCGUUCUUGCAUUUACUGACUAAAAAUCGGGCCAGGGCCGUCAUUGGUUUGCUGACCGUGUUUGCUUGUGUUCUGGGUGUACUGAGUUGUAUUUCGUACUCUGUAUACAAGAAAAGGGAUUCUUCAUCAUCAGAGUAUGUUAACUGUACCAUCUCAACACACGAUGUGAAGAAUGACGUCCAGGAAAACCUUACAUCCUCGGAGAAGUAUGUAAAUACAGGACAGUGUGAUUACCCAGGCACAAUAGUCAGCAUGGAAUACUUGAUAACAUGGCAGAAAAUAUAUUCGUCGUUUUAUUUGAUAUCACUUAUCAUAGUAUUAUUGCUUUAUAUUAUGAUUUACCACUCAGUCACUCGUAGAAGGUCAAAGAGGCGGAAGCAGAAGGCACUUAACAAUAUCAGUUUGAAAGCGUCUCUAAAGGAACCACCAAAACAAAACAACCACUCACCGAGUUCGUCCUACACCGUACUUGCUGUAGAUGAAAACAACGAAACCACCAAGGAACCAGUUAACUUGCAGGUGGAAAUGCGUGAAAAUGGCGUUUCUUCUCGUCCCGUGGAGAGAGCCGCCAACGAGACCUCGCCUCUUCAACAGCAGCCGUCACGUGGUGAGCACACCCACCAUCACCACCACCAAAGAGAUCACGAUACAAUAGCCAACAUAAAAACAGCGUUAAUGCUUUUCAUCGUUGCUGUUGUUUUUAUCAUCGCCUUUUUCCCUGCCUGGCUGAUGGCACUGAAUGCUAUUGAUCACAAUAACAUUAUAUUUUAUAUGUAUUUUGCAUAUAAUGUUACAAAUCCCAUCAUUUAUGCCUUUAUGAAUCCAACAUUUAGAAGUGACGUAAAGAAAAUAUGUCACUAAGCCAAAGUGUUUGGAAAUUUGAAGUUGUACGUACGGGAGUACUUGUUUAUUUUGGAACUCUUGCUGGUGUCCUUGGAAGGUUGAUAGAAAUUGGUCCCUUGUAUAUUAACCUUCAAACGACACAUUAUGUAUACUACUUCAACAUACUCUGUUGUCAGUAUUAGCGUGUGUAGAGAUACAUGUACUAGUCUCCUGUAGUGAUUUAGUUUGAAGUGUUCAUGUAACUUCGUUGUUGAGUAUUUUGGAAAUUUUAUUAAUAUUAAAUGAAAUUGAAGAAUC
Molecule: messenger RNA, 3642 nt
Organism: Ostrea edulis (European flat oyster)
Lineage: Eukaryota; Metazoa; Mollusca; Bivalvia; Ostreida; Ostreidae
Product: alpha-2C adrenergic receptor-like
Exons: 3
Coding region: 2104-3363 (419 amino acids)
Biological process (GO): neuropeptide signaling pathway
Cellular component (GO): membrane
Molecular function (GO): G protein-coupled peptide receptor activity
Source: RefSeq, a predicted model, not a curated record